UUAUCGUAAAUAUAGCAGUCGAUCGACGGAGUAUUCUUAUUAACCUAUGAAUACAUGUAAGAGAUCUGUCUCGUUCGUCGAGAAUUUGCAGUUCGAGAUUUCCGAUAAUUUGAACAACGAAGCUUUGGUGCUAGCCGAUGUCGACAAUGAUGGUGACAAUGAACUUGUAGUUGGACAAAUCAAUGGCGAAUUGUUGAUAUUCAAGGGCAGCUCUGUCAAACCUUACAAAUCAUGCCGUAAUUUGGGUAUGAUAACUUGUGUUGGAGUGGGAGACUUUCGGAAUCAACGGGAAAAUUAUCUUUUCUGUGUAACAGUGGAGGGAUGGUGUCAUAUAUUCUUUAUUACUCCAGAGACAACACAAGAGACUGUUAAACCAAUUUCCUCCCUUCUUCUUCCUUCCAAUUGUAAGAUCAUUUUGUUGGCAGAUGUGGAUGGAGAUGGAAUGCUGGAACUUGUAACAGGUCAUGCAGAUAGAGCUGUGUAUAUCCACAAGUUGCAUGUUGCGAAAGAGCAUCAUAAGCAGAGUGACGUCUGUGAUCAGCCAAGCACAGAAAAAGAAGACAAGAAAAAAAAGGUCAAGCCAUCAGUGUCUACCAACAGACAUGAUUUGGAUAAAAUUACCGAAAACAGCAUAGAGACAGCCCAAAAAUUGAAUGGAAAAGAUUUAAAGCAAGAAGGAACAAUUGCCAAGUUGUACCAUGUAGGAAACAAAGUGUCAGGAGAUGCAGUUCAAAAGCGAACCGUGUCUUUUAAGGUUGAGGAAGUCCAUCACUGGACAAUUCCAAGACAGAUUGGUUCCCUUGUAGUGUUUGACAUGGAGACAACCAGGUACCUUUUGGCCUCAUAUCCUGGGGGUUCUUAUAUCAUUUUGAAUUCAUGGAAUUUGAGUGAACAACAGAAAGAUGGUGACCAGAUGUCAAGCUCAGCUUCCAAGUCCACUUUUAGACAAUUUCCCCAUGUCUGGGGAAGAAGUAAAGACAUUCCUUUAAAUUUACUCACUCUAAAAUGUUGCGAUCCUGAUGCACCAGCUUCCUGCUUAGAGAAACAUUUAGUGCUAUGUACUCAAGAUGGUCAGGUGACUCUACUUUAUGGAAGUAAGCUUCAGUGGUCACUUUGUAUCGAGCAAGGCUUCUACAAUCUCUUUGCUCUGUCAAAACUCGACAUUACUGGUGAUGGCAAUGAGGAAAUAGCUUUAUGCUCUUGGGAGGGAAACACUUAUAUAAUUGAUCGCCUUAAGAAUGUGGUACAGUUCAGCUUUGGUGAAAAUGUGAUGGGUUUCUGUGCAGGGAGUUAUGCUUUUUCACCAGGGAAGAACCUUCCUGCAUUGGUUUAUGUGACAUCUUCCAAUCGAGUGAUCAUCUAUUGGAAUGCAUGGCAGUCCUUAAUGGUUCCGACUUAUCUGAAUCCUUUAACUCCUGAGAUCUGAUUGUUAAUUCUCCCUUCUAGGUGCUACACAUUUUUUUGUAAUUAGUUCUGUGAAUUUGGUGUUAGAUUAAGAUAACAACUUAUGCCUUAUGUGAAAAGUUUGAGUAUUUCCAUUGUCUGUUUGCUGGAUAAUGUAUGGAAAGAAGUUACAUGUUAAUCCCUCUGGGAGUUAAAGGGUUAAAGUCAAAAUGAACCAUUAAUCAUUUAUUAUAAUCAUUAUCAUUGUCAUUAUCACUGUCACUGUCAUUAUCAUUGUUAUUAUCGUUAUCCUUGUCAUUAUUGUUAUCAUUGUCAUUAUCAUUAUCACUGUCAUUGUUGUCAUUGUGGUCAUCACC
Molecule: messenger RNA, 1760 nt
Organism: Pocillopora verrucosa
Lineage: Eukaryota; Metazoa; Cnidaria; Anthozoa; Scleractinia; Pocilloporidae
Product: KICSTOR complex protein ITFG2
Biological process (GO): regulation of TOR signaling
Cellular component (GO): KICSTOR complex
Source: RefSeq, a predicted model, not a curated record